AUGAGCUACAACGCCAUCAAAGGACUGAUGGUCGUCAAAGACACCACUUUUGUGGGUUUCAAAGAGGUGUGUUCUGGUCAGGAGAACUUCAUGUUCAUCACAAACACCAUGAACGAGGAUCUGCAGCACCCGGUCCACGUGUCCGGCCUCAAGAUGGUGGACAGCUCUGACAACAACAAGGCCUUCUUCCACAGAGCCGACGUCGGUAAAGUGAACCCGUCUGACUGCGUGGACAUGGAGUGUGAUGCUAAGAAGAAGUCCCUGCUGAAGGACCUGGACGGCUCGCUCCUGGGGGCCGUGGGGGCUGUGGUGCCGCAGUCUGAAUACGAAUGGGACGGAGACGCUCGGAGAGGCCUGGGCGACUACAGGAUCCCCAAAGUCAUGCUCACGUUCCCCAACGGCAGCCGCAUCCCCGUGGACCAGGUCGCUCCCCACAAAGGUUAG
Knipowitschia caucasica is the source of this 444-nucleotide messenger RNA. The record is from the annotation of a GenBank genome assembly. NCBI's taxonomy places the organism in Eukaryota, Metazoa, Chordata, Actinopteri, Gobiiformes, Gobiidae.